UUGUCUCUUUAAAAGGAGAGGCAGUUGCGCCGAUUUUCCAAGCGUGCUGUGGAUACAAUGCGAUGCCCCGCCUGAGCCAGGAAAUGAAGUAUUGUAUUUGACAAUUGUAUUUGUCGCUCUUCCUGUCUGUCAUUAGACACAAGACGCCGGUGAAUGUGGUUGUGGUGGGGGAGAGACUUAAAAGGUCAUUGUAAAUCCCGCUCGGGUAAUAACGGCAGAGACAAAGUAAAUAAACUCAUAAGAUAAUGAGCUAGGUAAACAUGGGGACAAAGUCGACCUGACACGAAGCACGGGUUCCGCCACACUGCAGUGAGCGGAAGAACGCUGACAGCAGCUAUCCUGAGCAUCCAGAGACAUGCACUGCAACCAGGGGACCGUCUUCAAUUAUUAAAGCGGAUCAAGGUGGAAUUGGGCGGAAUCGGGUCCUGUUUGGAGCUGGAAAAAAGUUUGACAUUUGCUUGAGACCAAAAACGAGGUUAAAGGAUGUUGAGGUUGGCGAGCUCCAUAGUCCUGCUCUUUCUGCUCAGGCUGGUUCUUGGCCUGCCUUGGUACCAGGUCCUCCCCAGUCUGCUCAUAUUCUACCUGGGCUCCGGCGGCUGGAAGUUUGCCGAUGUCUUUAUCAAAACCAUCUGGAGAGACUUGCACGCGGCUGGUGUGCUGCUCAGGGUGAAGCUGAAUGUGAAGCGCCACUUGCGUGAGGGCAACACUGUGCCCAAAAUUUUCGCCUCCAUGGUGAAGCUGCACGGUGACAAGCCGGCGCUAAUCUUCGAGGGAACGGGCGAGACCUGGAGCUUCCGGCAGCUAGACGAGUACUCGAACCGUGUGGCCAACCUGCUGCUGGAGCAGGGGUACCGCGAGGGGGACGUGCUGGCCCUCUUCAUGGAGAACCGCAGCCAGUACGUGGGGCUGUGGCUGGGCAUGGCCAAGAUCGGGGUGGAGGCGGCACUCAUUAACUUCAACCUGCGCCUGGACGCCCUGGUGCAUUGUGUUAACAUCUCCAACGCCAAGGCCGUGGUGUUCGGAGGAGAGCUUGCUGGCGCUGUGCAGGAGGUGCAUGCUUCGAUGGGGAGGUCAGUGAAGCUGUUCUGCUCCGGAGACUGGGAUCCAUCAAAGGUUCCUGAGGAGACGGAGAGACUGGAGCCCCUGCUGGAUGCAGCCCCCUCCCACAAUCCGUGCCCCCCCAAAAGGGGCUUCACCGACCGACUGUUCUACAUUUACACCUCUGGGACUACAGGGAUGCCUAAAGCUGCUAUCGUGGUGCACAGCAGGUACUACCGCAUGGCUGCUCUGGUCUACUAUGGCUUUGGGAUGUCCUCCGAUGAUGUGCUUUACGAUUGCUUACCACUCUACCAUUCGGCAGGGAACAUCGUUGGGGUUGGACAGUGUCUGCUCCAUGGAAUGACCGUCGUCAUCAAGCGGAAAUUCUCUGCUUCCCGUUUCUGGGAUGACUGCAUCAAAUACAACUGCACAAUUGUGCAGUACAUCGGGGAGAUCUGCCGAUACCUGUUGAACCAGCCUGUCCGGGAGGCAGAGAAGAAGCACAGGGUUCGUAUGGCACUGGGCAACGGGCUGCGGCCAUCCAUCUGGGAAGAGUUCACCUCCCGCUUCAGCGUGCCCCAGAUCGCAGAGUUCUACGGGGCCACAGAGUGCAACUGCAGCCUGGGCAACUUCAACAACCAGAUAGGUGCCUGUGGGUUUAACAGCCAGAUCCUGCCCUUUGUGUACCCGAUCCGACUGGUGAAGGUGGACGAGGAGACCAUGGAGCUGAUCCGGGGUCCCGAUGGAGUCUGUAUCCCCUGCAAGCCAGGGGAGCCAGGGCAGCUUGUAGGCCGAAUCAUCCAGAACGACCCCCUGCGCAGAUUCGAUGGCUACGUCAACCAGUCAGCGACUAGCAGUAAGAUCUCACAAGACGUCUUUAAGAAAGGGGACAGGGCAUACCUCUCAGGUGAUGUGCUCAUCAUGGACCAGUACGGCUACAUGUACUUCAAGGACCGCACAGGGGACACAUUCCGCUGGAAAGGGGAGAACGUGUCCACAACGGAGGUGGAGGGGACGCUGAGCCGCCUCCUGGACAUGACGGAUGUGGUGGUGUACGGGGUGGAGGUGCCAGGGAUAGAAGGCAGAGCGGGUAUGGCAGCUAUCGCAGACCCAGCCAGUGGGAUUGACUUGGAGAGGUUUGCCAGGGACCUGGAGAAGGCGCUGCCUCUCUACGCCCGGCCCAUCUUCCUCAGAGUGCUGCCUGAGGUCAACAAGACAGGGACCUACAAGUUCCAGAAGACAGAGAUGCGUCAGGAGGGGUUUGACCCCAAGGUCGUGUCGGACCGACUGUACGUCCUAGACUGCAGCAAAGGGAAAUACGUUCCACUGGAUGAGGAGGUCUACCGCAAUAUCCAAUCAGGGAAGCAGAAGCUGUGACCACCAUGACCGUUCCUCAAUUACAGUACCUCAGAUCCCGGAGCUGUUAAAGGAGGCCAUGCAUGGGUUCCAGCAGCAAAAGGGUUAACAAAAAAAUACAUGCAGAAUAAAAUUAAUAUUUAAAAAGGGAUAGAUACUAUUGAGUAAGAAAGGGACACUAAGGGGCAGGAGUCAAGCCAAUAAGGUUUUAGGAUAAAUACUUCAGAUUUUCAUGGGCCAAUGCUGUUUUCAAACCCUUUCUCCCUUGUCUAAAAGCCUGCAGCCCACAAUGACUGCUUUCAGCGGUUUGCAGAUGUGACCACCGACACCCAUUAAAGCUGCCUGCAAACAUGGCUAUUGAUGGCUCAGUGUAACUGCAGUAACAGGGCAUACAUUAGGACAGUCUGGAGUAAGGGUAGACUGCAGUUCCACUAUACCAAGUGAUCUUUAAUUGCAGUUCUUCUACAGUCCUAGUGAUGUUCUGUUAUCACUGUUACAGUUGAAAUGUCAUUAUUGUUAGAUUAAAGAGAAAAUAGCUCUGAAUGUGUCAUUUUCACAAAGGCUUUGCAGUUUAGCUGAAUCUGAGCAGAUCACAAGAAAACUUUUGGAUUUUUUUCAGGAUAUGUGCAUGCUGGAGUUGGUGUAGUUCAGCUUCUGACCAAGCUUUUAUUAACUUUGUAUAAUAUUUUACCUUGGCAGAGAAUGUAGUAAUUGCUGCUAGCAUCCCAGCAAACCCUACUGCACACCAGUUCUGCAUGUGUUGCCCCUCUUCAUAACAUUCACAUGCAGUAGGGCUGGUAAUACUGCCGGCACACAUUUCUGGGAAUUAAAACCAGGGGCUUUGACAGAAGGCUUCACGGUAGCAUGUGGGGAUGUUCUGUAUCUCGUUUUGGUGUUUGUUUGUUUUUCCUACAAGAUGGCUUUUCUCAGACUGGUUGAUAUACGCGCACAUUGUGCACUGUUGCUGCUUCACAAUAAUUCAAAUGUAGUUAUGCAUGAACUCGGAUUUAUUUAAUUCAAAUUGGAUUCUUAAAAAAUACACUUUAAAUGACACUUCCCCGUCUUAUUCAUAUGAAACCCUAAAUCCGCAUCAGCUGCUAUUUGCAAACAAUUGAGUAGAUCAGGGUACUGCACUACUUUCAAGUGAUCGUCUCAAGCAACUGCUGUGACAGCAUCUCACCAUUUGUUUAAGAGCUUUUUGGUUCUUUGCUUGUAUUUUAUAUAUGCAUAUUUCAUCAACCCUGCAUGAAAAGGUGCUGCUGGUUCCUGGUACCUAAUCACUUUGUAUGUUGUAGUUCAAACACACUUCAAUGGUCUAGCUGCAAUGAAAUCAUUGGGCCUACAGCAAAGGUAUUAGGUACAGUUUAUCUAUGGUGUUGUGUUUGAAAUAUUUCUAUAUGAAUUAAUAAAAAAGGAAAACUCAAAUA
Molecule: messenger RNA, 3821 nt
Organism: Acipenser ruthenus (sterlet)
Lineage: Eukaryota; Metazoa; Chordata; Actinopteri; Acipenseriformes; Acipenseridae
Product: long-chain fatty acid transport protein 4-like
Exons: 13
Coding region: 484-2415 (643 amino acids)
Biological process (GO): medium-chain fatty acid transport; response to nutrient; very long-chain fatty acid catabolic process
Cellular component (GO): endoplasmic reticulum membrane; microvillus; plasma membrane
Molecular function (GO): long-chain fatty acid-CoA ligase activity; long-chain fatty acid transmembrane transporter activity
Source: RefSeq, a predicted model, not a curated record